This is a messenger RNA of Medioppia subpectinata, 1644 nucleotides long. NCBI's taxonomy places the organism in Eukaryota, Metazoa, Arthropoda, Arachnida, Sarcoptiformes, Oppiidae. The record is from the annotation of a GenBank genome assembly.
AUGACCACGCAAACCACCGACUCUUUGUGUCCACUCGUCUCAAAGGCAACACCGGAGUCAUCGGUCCGCCAGACAUACGCCGUGUCGUCUUCGCCGCCACUCACGGCAUACCUCCGGUCACUACUCAGAGCACAACUGAGAACAGCCUUCUUAUGGCCGUUGAAUCCAUGGAUGGAGUCGUCCACUAAAUCGCCGCCAAUAGCGUCGCCGUCUUCUUCAUCAUCGCUGCUGCGGUCCAAUGUCACUACUUUAGAUCUGAAGAAUCUCUUCAAUAAUGUCCUGAACCACGAAAAUUGGGUUCCCGUCAAAAAGCCCGACAGUCUUAUCGAGUAUUAUAAUGAAUACGGAAGUGAUUUGAAGAAAAAUCGACGCAGAGGUCGGGGAGACGAUGACGACGGCGAGGAAGAGUACACUAACUUCUCAUUUGUCAACUCUUCGGCUCUGAAGAUGGCGUCUGAAAUAAUGGGCACGUGUUAUAUAUUCGAUGAAAAGCUUAGUGUCGAAGAGAGGCUGGAGUGCACUAAAUCUCAUCUGACUUUCAUUUACGAAGACAUCGAGUGUCUGGAAGAUCCCAAUUGUGUUAUACCACGAAAAGAGUGUUCGCGCGGCAAAUGUGGUCCCCGAAAUAUGGGCUCAUGUCUCAUAAAUUAUGUGACCAGAAAUGACUCCCAAUUGUUAGUCGGAUGCGAUAACAAGAAUAAUGAGAUUUGGGAUUACUAUGAGAUCAUCAACGACUCUGAGUGUCCGCACGAGAAGCCAAAGCCCUCACCAAAUGAGGACACGUGCGCUAAUGUGCCCGGAAUUUGUAAGAACGGAGGAUUCUGUGAACCCAUUCAAAACGAUCCGCCGCACCAGUCCUUUACAUACGGCUGUCAGACUUAUAGAAACGGAUGUCUAAACACUAGUGUAUUGGUUUGGUCUGUGGCUGAGAAUAACGGCGAUUGUUUGGAUAUGUGUUUGAAUGAGAAGGACUGCAAAUCUAUCAGUUAUAGCGGAACUUCUGGCACUUGUAUUCUUCAUUGGGGGGACUUAUCAUCUGAGACCAUAAUACCGGCGCCUCAUUGUCCCUCUUAUCGGUCAGAUAUUACCGAUAAGGAGUGGACUUAUCACGAAAUAAUUUGCGACACAAAGACAUGUCAUUCAUCCAUUGAGGUGAUUGAGUCGAAGGACAAGAGAGGCUGUGCGUCUAAUCCUUGUCUAAACGGUGGCGAAUGCGCCGAUAUUUUCCAAAGAGGAAAACUUCUUGGAUUUCAUUGUCUCUGCAAAUGUGGUUAUUGUGGCGAUCGAUGCGAAUCACUUACCUUAUGGGCUGCUAAAUCGGUACCAUUGAGCACAUGCUUUAACGUAUGCGCUGCCAAAUACCCCAUUUGCCGAUCCGUCGAUUAUAGUAACAAAGGAGAGUGUCUUCUCAACAAUAGCGAAGGCGUCCUGACUCGGCAGAGGUUGACUGCCGCCGUAUAUGACAAUCGGCCCGUCGUCGUCGUCCUCUCCAAACACAACACUUCUCUGAUACUAACAGUUAAAGCAAACGUCAAAAUGAAAUACUCGAUUGAUUUGGGACACAGUGUUAACACCGGAGAGAGGAAAGGCGGCGGGGGUUCGGGCCUCGGAAUUGCCGCUCGCAAACUGAGGCAAAUGCGAUAG